UCCUCCUGCAGUGCAGAAAGUUGAGUUGGGAAGGCCUUCUUCCCGUUCGCAUCGCAUCUGGGUUCAGAAAUCAGAGCCUCCCAAAACCACCAAAACCUGAAACUCCCCUGCAGCAAUGGCCGCUAGAACGCUAUCCUUCUCCUCGCUGGCCUACGCCUUCGCCCCCUACUACCCGCGCUCCAGACCCACGCAUCCUCCCCUCCGCCUCCUCCUCGGCGGCCUUCACCUCAGCUCCGGCCACCUCCUCCGCGCCUCCUCCCUCUCCACCGCCGCCGCCGCCCCUGAUGCCGACGCGGACGCCGACCCCUACGAGGGCGUCGACACCGUCGAGCACCUCCUCGCCCCGAAGCCCACCUCCCCGGGCGGCGGCGGCGGCGGCGGCCGGAUGAGCCGCCUCAUGAAGCUGCAGCGCCGCGCCGACGCCGACGGCCCGGCGCCGGGAAGGGGGAGGUGGUUCCCGUACCUGGACGCGUUCCGGGGAGCGGGGGGCGUGGAGGUGACCAGCCAGGAGGUGGUGGAGGUGCUGGAGCCCUACAUCCUCGAGCCGCGCCGGGACCGGAUCCGCCACGCCGUCAAGAGCAGGAGCUACUCCGUCUGCCUCGUCGUCGAGGGCCUCUCCGACUUCGGCAACGUCUCCGCGGCCUUCCGGUCCGCCGACGCCCUCGGCGUCCAGUCAGUGCACGUCAUCUCCUGCGAGGCCAACAAAAGGUAUAGAGACAAUAGGCAUGUGAGCAUGGGUGCUGAGAAAUGGCUCGACAUUGAGCUAUGGAACUCGGCCGCAGAAUGUUUUCAUGCUCUGAAAAAGCGUGGCUAUCGCAUUGCAUCUACUUGUUUGGGAACUGAUUCGGUUUCCGUGUAUGAUAUGGAUUGGUCUCAUCCGACGGCUAUUGUUGUGGGCAAUGAGACUAUGGGUAUUAGCGAUGUCGCUCUGAAGUUGUCAGACUUGCACUGUUGUGUUCCAAUGAAAGGCAUGGUGGAUUCUUUUAAUGUAUCUGUUGCAGCUGGAAUCCUUAUGCACCAUGCUGUUUGUGAUAGAGUUUCCCGCCUUGGUCAGCAUAGUGAUCUCUCGCCCGAAGAAAAUAGAAUAUUGCUUGCAGAAUUUUAUUUGCGACAUAGAGAGAGCACAACUACAGUAAUUCACGAAUAUGCCAAAAGGAAGGCAGAUAAUGUGGUGGCCAAACUUUGAGAUGAUCACAGUGGCUGCUGAAGGAAAAAUAUGUACAAGCUAGUUUAUUAAACAGUGAUUUGUUUUGGAUACUUCGCUAUAGGAUCAACUUUAGACUAGCUGACAGUAAUCCGAGAUGUGAUUUUAGCUGUUUAUUCAAUGGAUGUUGUUUUCUGGAAAGGAACGAUAAAACUGGUGGGCAGUCAGUCAGGGUGUUAUGAGAUGAUUACUCCAAACAGAAUCGCGGGCAUGACUAGAUUAUCUAAGCUAUUGCACAAACAUAAAGCAUUACGAUGUCCCUGGGUGAUUUGGCUUGUCACUGCAAAACUAUAAUUUGUUUUGAGGCGUCAUAACUGGAUGCUGCACCAAAUUCUUGAUAUAUGUGGGUUUUUUCUUUUUUGAAAUAUAGUACUGAUGCACUCCAUGGUUAGUUAAAAGAGAUUCAUUGCAAUAUGUUUUCGCAGACACUUAGAUUGUAACUGCAGCCAAUUGAUUAGUUUUCGUGUAAUGUUUUAAAUAUCGCUAAACUGCACCUUUUUUUAGGGAAUAUAUUGCAGCUAUUUGAUACA
Messenger RNA from Lolium perenne, 1734 nucleotides. RefSeq lists its product as uncharacterized. Gene Ontology annotation, molecular function: RNA binding; RNA methyltransferase activity. Gene Ontology annotation, biological process: tRNA guanine ribose methylation. The record is from RefSeq and is a predicted model, not a curated record. NCBI's taxonomy places the organism in Eukaryota, Viridiplantae, Streptophyta, Magnoliopsida, Poales, Poaceae.